AUGCUUUCUCGUCAGUGGCUGUCAGCCUGCAAACAAGGCGGUGGCAGUGGCCUAUUAUUCCAACCAUGGCGGAGGUUUUCAAUCUUUCGUAAGACCGCUGGCUACUACCAAGCGCCAUCAUGCAUUCGAGCGCUCUCGUCACUUCCUAAUUCAAAAAUAUUUCAGGCUCUUCAGUCUCACAAUCCUUCAAACUUGGCUGUGGUACACAGUAAAUCAGGCCGUGCUUUUACAUACAGCAAUCUCCUGAGUGAUGUGGCACGCUCCAAGGAGUUACUUGAGUAUGAAAGCGGUUCGCUAUCAGGCCAUAGAAUUGCGUUUCUAGCAGAAAAUAGCUAUGACUACGUGGUGAUGCUCUUGUCCAUUUUAGCCACUGAUGCUAUCGCACUGCCGCUCUCUCCGGCAUUUCCGCUUGCUGAGCUUAAAUAUAUUCUAGAUAACUCAGAGACCAAGGUUUUACUUGCAACUGAGCAAUAUGCAAGCAAGACUCGAGAGCUUGUAACUGCCGGCCUUGAAUUCAACCCGAAAGUUCAUAUAUCCUAUAAGAUCAUGCAGGGAUCAGCUCUUUCUCAACCCAUAGCACUCCAAGAUACUAAGCGCUCAAAUGGCGGUCUCAUGUUGUAUACAUCGGGUACUACAAAUCGACCGAAAGGGGUACUUCUUCCACUAUCUGCGUUGGAAGCACAAGCUCAAUCGUUGAUUGAGGCAUGGAAAUAUUCUUCACAAGACUAUCUUUUGCAUGUUCUUCCACUUCAUCAUAUACACGGCACAGUCAAUGCAGUUAUAACACCUAUCCUCGCUGGCUCAGCUAUCGAGUUCAUGUAUCCAUUCAACCCAACAACAGUGUGGCAUCGACUUGCUAGACCUUUUCUAGAAAAGAGCAGCACGGAGUCUAAGAAGAAAAUUACGUUCUUAACUGCCGUUCCCACCCUCUGGACCCGAUUAAUGGAAACCAUAUCGGAUUUGAAACCCGAAGUCCAGACUGCAGCCAAACAAGCGAUUUCCUACGAAAACCUACGACUGAAUAUAUCUGGGUCGGCGGCACUUCCGGCCCCUACGAAGAAAGCUUGGACCGAGCUAAGUCAUGGAAACGUUCUUCUAGAGCGCUACGGUAUGACGGAGGUCGGCAUGGCUAUCAGCUGUGGCCUAGACCCAGUAGACCGAGUAGAUGGUAGCGUGGGGUGGCCGUUACCUUCAGUCGAAGUGAGACUUUGGGAUGUGGACAAAAAUGAAGUCAUUCAGUCUGGCGAAGAGACUGACGCAGACGGCCGCGAAAGGGUUGGCGAGAUCCAACUGCGAGGUCCCACAAUCUUUCGUGAAUACUUUCGAAACCAUCAGGCUACAAUCGAGUCAUUUGUUGAUAAUAACGACGGAAAAGGCCGUUGGUUCCGCACAGGAGAUGUCGCUGUGCGAAGAGAAGUGGCAGGCUCUGGUACAGGAGUCAGUGGUGAGUGGGCUAAAGGGCCCAUGUACUUCAUCCAAGGCCGGUUGAGUGUCGACAUUAUCAAGACAGGGGGUGAAAAAGUGAGUGCGCUCGAGGUUGAGCGGGAGUUAUUAUCGCUACCUGAAAUCGCAGAGGCUGCCGUGGUUGGUUUACCGUCCGAGAAAUGGGGACAAAAGGUGGCUGCUGUGGUCGUCCUCAACAAGGCAACAGCUCAAGAUGCUGGCCGUGCAGGCAAGCCAUGGGGUAUGAUGGAUAUGCGGCGGGCGUUGAAAGGCCAUCUCGCAAUGCAUAAGCUGCCUCAGGAAUUGAGAAUCUUGCCCAAGGCGAUUCCGCGUAAUGCCAUGGGGAAGGUUAAUAAAAAGCAGCUCGUGAAAGAGUUUUUUUGCCGCUAA
This is a messenger RNA of Talaromyces proteolyticus, 1833 nucleotides long. Its product is annotated as putative AMP-binding enzyme. The transcript has 5 exons. The coding region runs from base 1 to 1833 and encodes 610 amino acids. The record is from RefSeq and is a predicted model, not a curated record. NCBI's taxonomy places the organism in Eukaryota, Fungi, Ascomycota, Eurotiomycetes, Eurotiales, Trichocomaceae. Gene Ontology annotation, biological process: fatty acid metabolic process. Gene Ontology annotation, molecular function: medium-chain fatty acid-CoA ligase activity.